Molecule: messenger RNA, 1101 nt
Organism: Puma concolor (puma)
Lineage: Eukaryota; Metazoa; Chordata; Mammalia; Carnivora; Felidae
Source: RefSeq, a predicted model, not a curated record
AUGGGGGCCUGGAGAUAUCAGGGCCCGGAGACCCUGAUUCUGUUUGGGGUCAACCACCAGCAGCCUCUGUGGUUGGAUAAGCCCACGGUGUUCUCUGGCUUUCUCAAUAUAUCCUCGGAAGCUGCUGGAUGGAUGACCACUCAGGCUGAUGGAGCUCUAACUCUGGUCCUGUUGCCAGGCAAUCGGGAUGGGGCUAUCCUGCCCUCCCUGCUGGCGGGCAGUUAUUCCAUACCGAGGACCUUUGGUGAGGACAGCAGAACAGGUGACAGCUCCCAGAAAAAGCUCCGCUGCUGCAGUGGUGUCCAAGAGCUGCAGUCAGAAGGCAUAUGGGGCAGUGUGACCUUGAGAACAGAGCUGCGAGGCAAGGGCAGUUCCCAGAGGCCGCAGGGGCCGGUGGAGAGCAGGAGCUGGUCGGAUGCACAAUGCUGCUGCCCCUCUCAGGCCGCCCCCAGCUUUGGCCCAGUGGUAGUGCCCUGUCAGGUGAUGGCUGCAGCUGUCUUGCCAUCCUUCAUGGGGAGACUGAGAGAACAGGAUGGCCAAGGAGUCGGGAAGACGUCUCUGAUCACACGGUUCAUGUACGACAGCUUCGACAACACGUACCAGGCAACCAUUGGGAUUGACUUCUUGUCAAAAACUAUGUACUUGGAGGAUCGUACGGUGCGGCUGCAGCUCUGGGACACGGCCGGCCAGGAGAGGUUCCGCAGCCUGAUCCCCAGCUACAUCCGAGACUCCACGGUGGCCGUGGUGGUGUAUGACAUCACAAAUCUCAACUCCUUCCAGCAGACCUCGAAGUGGAUUGAUGACGUCAGGACAGAGAGGGGCAGCGAUGUCAUCAUCAUGCUGGUGGGCAACAAGACGGACCUGGCAGACAAGAGGCAGAUAACCAUCGAGGAGGGGGAGCAGCGCGCCAAAGAACUGAGCGUCAUGUUCAUCGAGACCAGCGCCAAGACUGGCUACAAUGUGAAGCAGCUCUUCCGACGUGUGGCGUCAGCUCUGCCUGGAAUGGAGAAUGUCCAGGAGAAAAGCAAAGAAGGGAUGAUCGACAUCAAGCUGGACAAACCCCAGGAACCCCCAGCCAGUGAGGGCGGCUGCUCCUGCUAA